AAUAUAUAAAAGGUGAUUCAUGAAAUGAAACAGCUACUGAUAAAAUAUUAUUGCAAUAAUAAAAUUGUGAAAGCGAAUCUGUUAUCAACUUGUGUAAAUACGUUUCUGACUGGUUUGGUUUGUGAGAGUUCGUGGAUAAAAUGAAAAGAACGUCAUCAUACUGUCUUUGUAUGCUUAUGUUUACAAUGCUGUGGACUCGAGGAGAUUUGAGGCCCGAGGACCCGCCGGCGGAGAAAAAAGAGGGAGAUGAUGUAACAUCGACUACACCAGCAGUUUCUCUCGAGGGUGGAGAUUCAAAACCAGCUGAUGAGAAAAAAGAGGGAGAUGAUGUAACAUCGACUACACCAGCAGUUUCUCUCGAGGGUGGAGAUUCAAAACCAGCUGAUGAGAAAAAAGAGGGAGAUGAUGGAACAGCGACUACACCAGCAGUUUCUGCCGAGGAACACAAAGAUGAAGGAAAUGUAACAUUGACAACACCAUCAGCAGAUCCUACUGGUGGAGGUAAUGGAACAAGCGAGACACCAGGAGAAGGUUCGGAGAAUGGUACGACACCUGCUGGCGAUAAAGCUGAAGUUGUCACUGAACCUGUAAGUUAA
Leptidea sinapis is the source of this 596-nucleotide messenger RNA. RefSeq lists its product as uncharacterized. The transcript is spliced from 17 exons. The record is from RefSeq and is a predicted model, not a curated record. Bases 141 to 596 code for a protein of 151 amino acids. Lineage: Eukaryota; Metazoa; Arthropoda; Insecta; Lepidoptera; Pieridae.